UUCAUUUGUGAUUCAAAAGCCCGCAGAGAGACGAAAAAGAAGAGGUCUUUCCUUCUUUGGACGGCGAUCAAAGCACGCAAAAGCAGCAUAAACGAAGUCUUUUUGACGAGAUCUGGCCGAUCUGUUGUUGUUUAUAGUGAAAUCGAGCAGAGUAAAGGACGAAAGCUCUGAUCUUUGGUGCUGGAUCUUGGGAAAAGCUCGCCUUUUUAGAAUCUAUUUUGUUUGUUUUUUAGAAUUGUUGAUUUGGUGGAUUUUUUUUUGAAGCUGCUCGAGAUCUCGAACUGGUUGUAGAUAGAAAUGGCAACUGCAGCAAAUAUAGUAGUUGGAUCUCAAGUUUGGGUUGGGGAUCCUGAAGUGGCUUGGAUAGAUGGGGAGGUCUUGGAGAUUAAUGGCGACGUUAUUAAGAUCAGUUGCACAUCUGGAAAGACGGUUGUUACAAAAGUAUCUAAUAUUUAUCCUAAGGAUGCUGAAGCUUCUCCUUGUGGUGUUGACGACAUGACAAAACUGGCCUACUUGCAUGAGCCUGGUGUUCUUCAGAAUCUAAAAUCGAGAUAUGACAUGAAUGAGAUAUAUACCUAUACUGGAAAUAUAUUGAUUGCUGUGAAUCCUUUCCGAAGGCUUCCUCAUCUUUAUGACAGCCACAUGAUGCAACAAUACAAAGGGGCAGCCUUUGGUGAGCUUAGCCCGCAUCCCUUUGCAGUUGCCGAUGCUGCAUAUAGAUUGAUGAUAAAUGAGGGAGUAAGCCAGUCAAUUUUAGUUAGUGGUGAAAGUGGGGCUGGUAAAACAGAAAGCACUAAGUUGCUUAUGCGCUAUCUCGCACACAUGGGAGGAAGAAGUGCAGCUGAAGGGCGAUCUGUAGAGCAACAAGUUCUGGAAUCAAAUCCUGUUCUAGAAGCAUUUGGCAAUGCUAAGACUGUCAGGAAUAAUAAUUCCAGUCGUUUUGGCAAGUUUGUUGAGCUACAAUUUGAUGAGAGGGGGCGAAUUUCAGGAGCUGCUGUUCGAACAUAUCUUCUUGAGAGGUCUCGUGUUUGCCAAAUUUCUACUCCUGAAAGAAACUAUCACUGUUUCUACAUGCUUUGUGCAGCACCGCCUGAGGAUGUCAAGAGACUUAAACUGGGAAAUCCUAGAAGCUUUCAUUAUCUCAACCAGUCAGACUGCUAUGAGCUUGAGGGUGUUGAUGAUUCAAAGGAAUAUCUGGAAACAAGAAGAGCUAUGGAUAUUGUUGGAAUCAGUGCUGAUGAUCAGGACGCAAUCUUCCGUGUUGUCGCCGCUAUUCUUCAUCUAGGCAAUAUUGAAUUCAAAGAAGGUGCUGAAACAGAUUCAUCUCAACCUAAGGACGAAAAGUCUUUGUUCCAUUUAAGAACUGCUGCUGAACUUCUCAUGUGUGAUGUAAAGGCCCUUGAAGAUUCUCUAUGUAAGCGUAUUAUUGUAACCCGUGAUGAGAACAUAACAAAAAGUUUAGACCCUGAGGCAGCAGUUCUCAGCAGAGAUGCCUUGGCAAAAGUUGUCUAUUCACAGUUGUUUGAUUGGCUUGUGAAUAAGAUCAACAGUUCAAUUGGUCAAGAUCCUAAUUCGAAGUUUCUAAUAGGGGUUCUCGAUAUAUAUGGCUUUGAAAGUUUCAAGACAAACAGCUUUGAGCAGUUCUGUAUCAAUCUGACAAAUGAAAAACUGCAGCAGCAUUUUAAUCAGCAUGUUUUCAAAAUGGAGCAAGAGGAGUAUACAAAAGAAGAAAUAAAUUGGAGUUACAUUGAGUUUAUUGACAACCAGGAUAUUCUGGAUCUUAUUGAAAAGAAACCAGGUGGGAUCAUUGCUCUUUUGGAUGAGGCUUGUGUUUUGCCGAGGUCUACACAUGAAACAUUUGCACAAAAGCUGUAUCAGACUUUUAAAACUCAUAAACGCUUUAGCAAACCUAAAUUGGCGAGAUCUGAUUUCACUAUUCAUCACUAUGCUGGUGAUGUGACUUACCAGACGGAACUGUUUUUGGACAAAAACAAAGAUUAUGUUGUUGCAGAGCAUCAAGCACUUCUGUGUGAUUCCAAAUGCUCUUUCGUUUCAGGUUUAUUUCCGCCUCUGCCUGAGGAUACGUCAAAAUCUUCAAAGUUUUCGUCUAUAGGAUCACGCUUUAAGCAACAAUUGCAAGCUUUGCUAGAAACUUUAAGUGCCACAGAACCACACUACAUUCGCUGCGUUAAGCCUAAUAAUCUUCUUAAACCAGCAAUAUUUGAGAACAGUAAUGUUCUCCAGCAGCUUCGAUGUGGGGGAGUGAUGGAGGCUAUUAGGAUAAGCUGUGCUGGAUAUCCAACAAGGAGGACAUUUUAUGAAUUUAUAGAUCGUUUUGGCAUUCUUGCACCUGAAGUUUUGGAUGGAAGUUGUGAUGAAGUUACUGCUUCAAAGAGGCUUCUAGAGAAGGUGGAUCUCCAAGGCUUUCAGAUUGGAAAAACAAAGGUCUUUCUUCGGGCUGGCCAGAUGGCUGAACUAGAUGCUCGUAGAAGUGAAGUAUUAGGGAGGUCAGCUAAGAUAAUUCAAUGGAAAUUCCGUUCAUAUCUAGCUCGAAGAAGUUUCAUUUUACAACGGAAGUCAGCUAUACUGCUUCAAGCUAUAUGCAGAGGACAUGUUGCACGCCAAGUUUACGAAGCCUUGCGCCAAGAAGCUGCUGCUUUGCGAAUCCAGACGAACCUCCGUAUGUAUAUUGCAAGGAAAGAUUACAAGGAACUGUUGUCUUCAUCUGUUACAAUUCAGGCUGGUUUGCGAGGAAUGGCUGCUCGUAAGGAGCUUCACUUCAGACGGCAAACAAGAGCUGCAACUGUUAUUCAGAGCUACUGCCGCCAAUACUUGGCACGUUUACAUUAUACAAGGAUAAAGAAGGCAGCAAUCACUACUCAGUGUGCUUGGAGAGGAAAAGUUGCUAGAAGAGAGCUACGAAAGCUCAAGAUGGCUGCAAGGGAAACUGGCGCUCUUCAAGCUGCCAAAAAUAAGUUGGAAAAGCAAGUUGAGGAACUUACAUGGAGGCUACAACUGGAAAAACGCAUGAGGGCUGACAUAGAGGAAGCUAAAACACAAGAAAAUGCAAAGUUGCAGUCUGCUUUUCAGGAAUUGCAACUGCAAUUCAAGGAGGCAAAAGAUAUGCUGGUUAAGGAGCGGGAGGCUAGCAAAAAGGCUGCUGAGGCAGUUCCUGUAAUACGAGAGGUCCCAGUUGUUGACACAGCUCUCAUGGAGAAGCUUACCACUGAAAACAAUAAACUUAAGGCUUUGGUGACUUCCCUUGAGAAGAGGAUUGAUGAUGCUGACAAAAAAUGCGCGGAGACAAUCAGAGUUAGUGAAGAAAGAUUAAAGAAUGCGGUAGAAGCUGAGUCAAAGAUCAAUAACAUGAAUAAAGAGAUGCAAAGGUUACAAGAGAAGCUGUUAAAUAUGGAAUCUGAGAACCAAAUUCUCCGGCAGCAAACAUUGUUAAAUUCACCUGUAAAACGCAUGUCUGAACAUUUAUCAAUACCGACAACUCCAACAAAACAGAAUUUGGAUAACGGCCACAUUGAUUUCGAAGAGCUUAAGGAACCGCAUAGUGCCCCACCAGCCAUCAAGGAUUAUGCAAACUCUGAUCCUAAGUUGACGAGGUCUUAUGUUGAGAGACAGCAUGAGAAUGUUGACGCUCUGAUCAACUGUGUAGUUCGGAACAUUGGUUUCAGCAAUAAUAAACCAGUGGCCGCACUUACCAUCUACAAAUGUCUUCUUAAUUGGAAGUCAUUUGAAUCAGAGAAAACUAGUGUUUUUGAUCGUCUUAUCCAGAUGAUUGGGUAUGCAAUUGAGAAUGAGGAGAGCAGUGACCACUUGGCUUAUUGGCUAUCAAACUCAUCUGCUCUGUUAUUUUUACUGCAAAAGAGUCUCAAAGCUGCUGGAACAGGAGGCGCUAUUCCACGGCGAAAACCUCCCCCUCCGACAUCAUUGUUUGGGAGGAUGACUCAAGGAUUCCGUUCUUCCCCAUCCUCUGCAAAUCUUAAUCUGGAUGGACUUGAUGCUGUUCGGCAAGUAGAGGCGAAGUAUCCUGCCUUGCUUUUCAAGCAGCAGCUCACAGCUUAUGUGGAGAAAAUAUAUGGAAUAAUUCGUGAUAACACAAAAAAAGAUCUGACUUCCUUGCUUUCCUUGUGCAUUCAGGCACCAAGGACAGCAAGAGGCGGCAUGGUCAGGGGAUCUGGACGUUCAUUUGGGAAUCACACUCAAAGCAGUCAUUGGCAGAACAUCAUUGAGACUCUCAACAAUCUCCUGAAAACAUUGCAAGAAAAUUACGUCCCUCCUGUUUUGAUCCAAAAGAUGUUUCUUCAAAUAUUUUCAUUCAUAAAUGUGCAACUCUUUAACAGUCUUCUCCUCCGCCGUGAAUGUUGCUCAUUCAGCAACGGGGAAUAUGUGAAGUCCGGCUUGGCUGAAUUGGAGUUGUGGUGUGCACAAGCAAAAUCCGAGUAUGUCGGAGCAUCAUGGGAUGAACUUAAGCACAUAAGGCAAGCAGUGGGCUUCCUGGUUAUAUUCCAGAAGUAUAGGAUCUCAUAUGAUGAAAUAGUUAACGAUCUUUGUCCUGUUUUGAGUGUUCAACAACUUUAUAGAAUAUGCACGCAAUACUGGGAUGACAAGUACAACACUAAAAGCGUUUCCUCAAGUGUUCUUUCCAGCAUGAGGAUACUAAUGACUGAAGAUUCCAACAAUGCAGUCAGCAGUGCCUUCUUGUUGGAUGAUAAUUCCAGCAUUCCUUUCUCGGUCGAUGACAUAUCAAGCUCGGGGCAAGAGAAGGAAUUUUCCGAUGUCAAACCAGCAGAAGAGUUGCUCGAGAAUCCGGCCUUCCAGUUUUUGAAGGAGUGAGGCAUUGGAAUCUUGACGGCUUCUCACCAUAUUCUUUACUUCUCCAAGUUUUUGUUUCACAAGGCAGAAGGCAGUUCACAAUAUACUACUGCUGUAAAUCCAUUGUUUCCUUUUAUUCUCCUCUGCUUGGUUUGUAUUAUGAUUCUUUUGUAUUUAGAUGUGUAAAGUUCAUAGGGGAUAUAAGUAUUUUUUUUUUAUAAUUUUUUUAGGGUUGGGUUGAGUUUUCCCUCUCCCAAAGAGCUCUAUUUUUAUUUUUUUUUUUUCUUUCUGAUUUAAUGAUCAAUCAGAGGAACUAUUCUUUGUUUUUUUUAUAGGUUUUUUUAAUCAUUCAAAUAUGGCAGUCUUAAGUUCGUUGUACAACUAUAUAAGCAUCAAACACUUGUUUGUAUUUGAUUUUU
Molecule: messenger RNA, 5243 nt
Organism: Dioscorea cayenensis subsp. rotundata (Guinea yam)
Lineage: Eukaryota; Viridiplantae; Streptophyta; Magnoliopsida; Dioscoreales; Dioscoreaceae
Product: myosin-6-like
Exons: 39
Coding region: 298-4845 (1515 amino acids)
Biological process (GO): vesicle transport along actin filament; actin filament organization
Cellular component (GO): myosin complex; actin cytoskeleton; cytoplasm
Molecular function (GO): microfilament motor activity; actin filament binding; ATP binding
Source: RefSeq, a predicted model, not a curated record